UAGCAUUUUUGAUAAAAUAAAUAAGUUAAGUAUCAAGGGUCAUAAAAAAAUAAGUUUUGUAGCACAUUUUGACCUAAAGUGAAUGAUAGUGACAUUUUGUCUUAUAUUGUCUUUACUCUCUCUCUCUUUCUCUUUCCACGGUUUCCUUCCACAGCCAAAAUUUCGAAAUUUUCGGCUUUCCAAGAAAAGUGGUCAAACAAGAAUCUUCCAUCUUGUCUUCACUGGUACACGGUAGCCCAAAAACCCUAGCCUCAUUCUCAAAUAAUUCUCUUCACCAUUCACGCCUUCUCUUCACCAUUCACGCCUCAUUCUCUUGAAUUAUACACGAAAACUAUCAUCAUUCACGCCUAAUUAUACACGAAUUCGUGCAUCUUUCUUCUCUUCAAUUCGUGCAUCUUUCCAUAUAAACAAUUAAGAACCGUGUACUCCAUACACCAUUGAAAAAAUAGAAGAACCGUGCACUUCAUACACCAUGAGCAAUAGUGAUACUCAAUCCGAUUACGAUGGGGAAGAGGCACAACAUAUACAACGUGGAAGUCGCCCGAGUACAUCGAGGAGGGAAAAAUACCCGACGCCGAAUCCGCCUCCGAGGCAUGCUUGGUUACGUCCGUGCAUGCAAGGUUAUGCCGGACGAAUCAAUCACUAUGUAAAGGACACGACACUGAAGGAAGUGGAGACCUGUCUGACGCACUACCAGCGUUUAGAACAAUUUAAGAAAGGUCCGUUUGGGCAUUUACUUCAGUUGAAGAGGCAGGAUAGUGCGAAUGCCGCACUGCACCAUCUUCUUGCACGGGAGUUGUAUGACGAAGCAUUCGGUCCGUGGGAGAAGUGGUUCCACGUUGGUGGACACGACAUUCGAUUCGGCGCAGUGGAGUAUUGUCUGGUGACGGGGUUGUGUUUCGGGCCAUCCCCGCAGCGUUUUGAUCCUAAUGUGGAUCACCGUGUUGGGAAGCAUAGUCUAUGGCACGGAGUUUUGAAAGGCAAGAAGGUGGAAGUGAAGGAUCUGCGGAAGCGGUUCGUUAACCGCAGUCUGGGCAACAGUGCCCAGGAUUAUUUGAAGGCGGCCAAUAUUCUCGUGGCGUAUGAUCUCCUCUUCUGUCGGGAUUAUAAAUACGUGCACGAUUGGGUGUGGGCACUGGUAGAGGAAGAUCAGAAAUGGUCCGACUUCCCGUGGGGCUCUUACUCAUUCCAGAUGUUGUGUCAUGGGAUGAGUGUGUUGAAGAAGCAUCCCAACGAGAUUACCGGUAAUAGGAAGACGUACCACUUCUAUGGGCCCAUAUGGGCAUUACAGAUUUGGUCGUACGAGGCCAUUCCGAGGUUGGGCCGCGCGUGUGGGAUGCGUGACCCGAGGUUGCAGAUGCCACGGUUGGUGAACUGGACGACUUGGAAGUCGGCUUCUGACUUCACCCACUUUUUUGAUGCUCAUGAGGCCGAGUGUCACCGGACACUCGAACCGGUCGAGGAGGAGAAUGAUUCAUGGUAUUUGCAGACCCUGAGGCAUCCAGAGCCUUUUUCUGUACGAUACCAUCCUGGAGGGAAAUAUGCCGGCUUGACAGAGCCAGUUGUACCGGAGCCGCCUCCUCCUGUUAGGCCUCCCCCUGUGCAGAGGAUCACACAACGUCGACAAGCUUCAAUGAGGUGCAUAACUCGUUUGAUGCCUAGAUUGUUGCACACUGUGGGGUAUUGGGAUAACAAUCCCAACAGGUUUGUCCAUGCUGCUGAUGCAGAGAUGGCGUAUGUGAUGAUGCCCCACAACCAGCAAUUUGUGCAACAGGACAGCCUUAGUUGUGGUGUGUAUGCAUGUGCUUACUUAGAUCGUCUGGUAUGUGGAAAACCGAAACGGGAACGGAUGAGAACCAAUAGGGAUGUAGAAAAAUAUCGCUACAUGGUAGCUGUUAGGAUAUGGGAAUUGUGUACCCCAAUUCCCGCUGCUUUGAUUUGA
Messenger RNA from Salvia miltiorrhiza (redroot sage), 1942 nucleotides. RefSeq lists its product as uncharacterized. The coding region runs from base 473 to 1942 and encodes 489 amino acids. Gene Ontology annotation, molecular function: cysteine-type peptidase activity. NCBI's taxonomy places the organism in Eukaryota, Viridiplantae, Streptophyta, Magnoliopsida, Lamiales, Lamiaceae. The transcript has 3 exons. The record is from RefSeq and is a predicted model, not a curated record. Gene Ontology annotation, biological process: proteolysis.